UUGGAAUGAACUUAAAUUUAAUACUACAAUUAAAGAUUAUAAUAACGAAAAAUAUAAACAAGCCUUGGAAAGCUUUUAUGAUUUUGUUACCACACCCUGUAGUGAAUCUAAAAACCCCAGUGAUAUUAAAAUCAUUGGCCUGGCUACAUAUUAUAUAUUGCUUUGUUAUAUAUACAGGAAUAGUGUAGAACAAGAUAUAAAACAAGCUAUAGAUGUCAUGAAAUAUCUUUAUAAAUAUAAAAAGUAUAAGGAUGCUUGGAAUAUUUAUUUAGAAUUAGCCAAGACAGAUAAUAUUAAAUUAGAUGCAUUAAAAUGA
This is a messenger RNA of Dentiscutata heterogama, 316 nucleotides long. NCBI's taxonomy places the organism in Eukaryota, Fungi, Glomeromycota, Glomeromycetes, Diversisporales, Gigasporaceae. The record is from the annotation of a GenBank genome assembly.